Messenger RNA from Trypanosoma cruzi, 317 nucleotides. Its product is annotated as 60S ribosomal protein L10a, putative. The annotation marks the transcript as partial. The record is from RefSeq and is a predicted model, not a curated record. NCBI's taxonomy places the organism in Eukaryota, Euglenozoa, Kinetoplastea, Trypanosomatida, Trypanosomatidae. The transcript has a single exon.
AUGUCGAAGAUUCCUCCCGCACAGCUCUCGGAGGCCAUUCAGGCAGUCCUCACAAACCGCAAGGAGCGCAAAUUUAAGGAGAGCAUUGACUUGCAGGUGAAUUUGAAGAACUACGACCCGCAGAAGGACAAGCGUUUCUCGGGCUCCGUGCGUCUUCCCCACGUUUGCCGUCCCCGUAUGACUGUCUGUCUGCUGUGUGACCUUGUGCAUGAGGACAUCGCCAAGAAGAACAACGUCCCGACAAUGAACCAGGAGGAGCUGAAGAAGUUGAACAAGAACAAGAAGCUGGUGAAAAAGAUGUGCAAUCAGUACGACGC